GCCCCGGCAGCUUUCCGGGGGUGGGGGUGGGGGGUCAAAAGCGCGCUCCGCCCAGCGCGUUCCGCCAGGCAGACCCAUCUGCCGGGAUGCUAGCGGACACUCCGCUGGCUGGUGACAGAGUCCCUAACCGCCCCAGGCUCCUAGUCCCAGCCCGCCUCGGCGCCUCACCUGCAGUGGUCAGGGGAAUCACGAGGAGCGCGCCCGGACCGUGGAGCGGAAAUGCCCAGCUGGGCGGGUGUCGCAACCAAACCGCCCCGGGCGGCGCUCCUGCUGGUCGCUCGCCGCUCGGCCCGCCCCGGCAGCGCCACGGAGCGCACCUGGCCGCGCGCACGCCACGCCCCAUGUGCCGGAACCGCGCAGGAGGAUGUCCCCUUGCAAAGCAAGAGAUCUGUUCCCUUGGGGAAAGAGAACAAGGAAGCUCAGAAAAUAAGUUACAGAUUGGACAGAGAAUUCUGUGAAAAGAAAAGAGCUGUCUAGAUUUGGGCUGAAUAAUUCAGAAAACAAACCUGACCAACAGGCUACUUUUAGUAGCAGUUAGAAAAUGGGGGAUUUUUGUUCCAUGUAAGACAGAAAGAGCCCAGGUACCCAACUUUUCCUCCAGCCUUUGCAUAUCAUUUGCUAAGACAAUGAAGCCAUAUUAAAAUAGCCACUGCCACCAAGUGACAAACAUGUAGGAAACAAGCAGAAGUGCCCACAAUGAGAGGCACUUCUAAUACCAUUAAAAGUCCCAAAUAUUCUGCUGAGGUUGCAGAUUGCUAAAGCUAAAAUGUAUAAACACAUAAAGAUUCAUGUUCAUCUUUAAGGGAAUACCUUCGAGUGCUACAUGAUCCUUUCUUUGUUAACUUAGCACUGUAUCAUGGGGUUGACAUUAAAUACAACAUAUGUCUAAACCUUAAAAACUAAAAUAAGUCCCAAUAAAUUCAGUACUUGGAAUCUCUCAUACAGUAGGCUUUAUUAACACAAUUUCCAUUUGGCCCAAUUCAAUAACUAAUAUUAGGCACUUAUCACAUUCAAGGCACUGUGGGUAAUAUCAAUGCAGGCCAAGGACUACCUACCCUGAUACCUCAAUCUU
This is a messenger RNA of Mus caroli (Ryukyu mouse), 1072 nucleotides long. The record is from RefSeq and is a predicted model, not a curated record. NCBI's taxonomy places the organism in Eukaryota, Metazoa, Chordata, Mammalia, Rodentia, Muridae.